UCAACAGUGAAAAUAAAAAAAGAUAUUUUUAUAAUCACUCCUUACAGGUUUUUAAACUGUUAGCUGUCAUUUGCGAAUCGAUUAUUUGGUGUAAUCUGAAACUUUGUUUUUAUGGGAAUAUUUGAAUUUGUGAUGAAAUCGAUAAAUCAUGUUGUGAAUGCGUAGACCCAUUCGGUGUGGUUCUGGUUUGCUAAUAUAUAAAGUGUAUAAGAAUAAUUAUGAUGUGGGAUGCGUCAUCGUUCUUAAGCUCGCUCACGCCUAAGUUUUAUGUAGCUCUGACCGGGACUUCGUCGCUCAUCUCCGGCCUCAUCCUUAUUUUCGAGUGGUGGUACUUCAAGAAGUAUGGAACUUCUUUCAUUGAACAGGUCUCUCUCAACCAUCUCGGGCCGUGGCUGGGCGGCAACGGUGACGGAGACCCGCUCGACCUUAAGGUCUGGAGGAACCCCAUGUCGCUCCUCCGCGGCGCCGAGUACGGCCGACUGUGGGGCGCCGUCCGCCGCGCGCCGCUCACCUACUACGACAUGAACCUCUCCGCACAGGAGCAUCAAGCGUGGUUCUGUAGCGGCGCGGGGACGUCCGGCGUGGACGAGACGCUGGCUCGAGCGUGGCGCGAGCGAGAGCCAGCUGCGCGGGUUGCGUGUGCUCGCGCCGCUCUCGCGCUAAGGCCGGACUGCGCAGCCGCCCUGCUGCUGCUGGCCGAGGAAGACGCGCCCACCGUCCUCGAGGCUGAGCGCGUCCUGCGGCGGGCGUGGCGUGCGGGCGAGGCGUCGUGGCGCUCGCUGGCGGCGGCAGGGUCGGCGGCGGCGGCGCGGCGUGAAGCUGCCGUGUUAGCGCACGUGAAGCGCCGCGCCGCCAUGUGUGCUCGCCGCCUCGGUCGCCUGCGAGACGCCGCCCGCCUCUUCCGGGAGUUGGCGCGGGACGCUCCGCCGGCGCUGAGUUCCCUCUCGUUACACGAGAACCUCAUCGAGGUACUCCUCGAGCAAAAGGCCUACGCCGACGUCCAGGCUCUCCUCGCUCGCUACGACGACGCGUGUCUGUCUUUGCCGCGCUCCGCGACCGUCUGCUACACGGCGGCACUGCUGAAGGCUCGCGCUGCCGCUAGCAGUUUCUCGACCUCAAACACAGCGCGGUCGCUGAUCGAGUCCGCGCUGGAGGCCGCACGCCGCGCCAUCGACUACAACGCCCACGUCCCCGAGUACCUCCUGGAGCUGCGGCCGUUGACUCUUCCGCCCGAGCACUACCUCCGGCGUGGAGACAGCGAGGCGGUGGCGUACGCGUUCUGGCAUCUCCGCCACUGGCGCGCGGUAGACGGAGCGUUGGAGUUGCUGAGCGUGGCGUGGACGGCAGCGGGGCGCGGCGCCUACGUGACGGCGUGGUCGUCGUGCGCGGACCGUGAGCUACUGCCGGCGCACCAUCCUCCCCCCCUGAUGCCCCGCGGUUACACUCCCGGUCUCCUGCCUCUGGCGGCGGCGCUCUGUGGCGCUGCAGCGCUGUUGGCAGCGCUCGCUCAGCGGUGGCCGUCGCUGGCGCUGGCCGCGCUCGACCCUCGCCGAGUGCUGCUCGCGUUGCUUGCGGCGCUCUGAACGAAACACGCGAGGAUAUAUCACUAUAAUUUCUCAAAAACUUAUGUACUAUGUAUUAAAAUGAAUCUUAACAGUUUAUUAUAAGCUCAAUAAACAGUAGUCUGACGUGA
This is a messenger RNA of Danaus plexippus (monarch butterfly), 1693 nucleotides long. RefSeq names its product protein ST7 homolog. The record is from RefSeq and is a predicted model, not a curated record. Bases 219 to 1583 code for a protein of 454 amino acids. NCBI's taxonomy places the organism in Eukaryota, Metazoa, Arthropoda, Insecta, Lepidoptera, Nymphalidae. The transcript has 5 exons.